Lentinula edodes (shiitake mushroom) is the source of this 1810-nucleotide messenger RNA. Its product is annotated as endopolyphosphatase. The record is from RefSeq and is a predicted model, not a curated record. Gene Ontology annotation, molecular function: endopolyphosphatase activity; exopolyphosphatase activity. Gene Ontology annotation, biological process: polyphosphate catabolic process. NCBI's taxonomy places the organism in Eukaryota, Fungi, Basidiomycota, Agaricomycetes, Agaricales, Omphalotaceae. The transcript has 15 exons. Bases 96 to 1763 code for a protein of 555 amino acids. Gene Ontology annotation, cellular component: fungal-type vacuole; membrane.
AGCAACCUUCAGGCGUCAGGCUUCGGAAAUUUGCUUAAAAUGAUGCUCUACGCCCAGGAAUCUCAAGCGACAUUGCUUAGCUCUGAAGAGAAAGGAUGCUGGCAGCAAGCCUUUUCUGUCUCUUCAAUUUGUUUGCCCAGAGUUAUUCAACGCCGGUACAAAAUGUACUGACAGCACGAUCACAAACCAAACCUAGAAAACUCCACGGUCGUUUUCUUCAAAUAACAGAUCUUCAUCCUGAUCCAUUCUAUUUGCCCGGUACAUCUACCUCCAAGGCGUGUCACAGGAAGAUUCCUAAAGAGGAGAAGAAACGUGCUGGUUACUACGGCACGCCGUAUUCUGCUUGCGACGCGCCUUUGACGUUGACCAACUACACCUUGGAUUUUCUCGCAGAGCAUUGGACAGAGGAAAUUGAUUUUGUCAUAUGGACCGGGGAUAAUGCGCGACACGAGAAUGACCGCAAAAUUCCGCGGACGACGAACGAGAUUUACGAAUUGAACGGUUCCAUAGCGAACAGAAUGAAUGAGAUUUUUACGAUGAAAGGAAUUCCUGUUGUUCCCAGCCUUGGAAAUAAUGAUAUCUACCCACAUAACAUACUUGCCCCAGGUCCCAAUAGCAUUACAAAUGAAUUUUACAAGAUAUGGCAGGCCUUCAUACCGUUUCCAUACCAGCAAGCAUUUCAGCGAGGGGCUUAUUUCGCAGUCGAAGUAGUACCCAAUGCACUUGCAGUGAUAAGUCUCAAUACGCUCUAUUUCUACGACGCCAACGAUGCUGUUGGUGGCUGCAGUCACACUGAACCAAACGACCCGGGGAACUUGCAAUUUACGUGGCUUGAAGACCAACUCAAAUCAUACCGAGAACGUGAAAUGCAGGUAUGGAUAACAGGUCAUGUUCCACCCUCAAACUACUUCCCCGAAUGUUAUGUACGGUAUGUUCAGCUGGCCUUGGAAUUUCAAGACACAAUCGUCGGUCACUUGUACGGGCAUAGGAAUGCGGAUCAUUUUUUCCUUAUCGAAGCUAAAGACAUAGAGGUUACCAACGACAUUCAUCAUGGUUUGAAACACGACAAUCUCUGCGAUUCGCUAUUAGACGACUUUGCUCAACUUCCAAAAUCAGGACGAACUGAUCUUGACGAUUAUGCCGUUAUAAAUGUAUCGCCCCCAGUGGUCCCAAAUCCCUAUCUUCCGACGUUCCGGGUUUUCACCUAUAAUAUCACAGAUGUGAAAGAUGCACUGGCUGAUAGCAGUCCAAUCCGACAGAUGAACUCGUUAGAUAGUUCACGGUCAGAGCUCUUGCAUCGAAGAAAACACAGAGAUAAUUCGUCUCAAUGUAAAGAGGGGUUGUACAGGAGUAGCUGGAAGUGCCAGCUUCAGUUUGAGCCACCGAUAUCGAUAAAUGCUGAUGCUCCUUCCCGUACCUCGAGAUUAUGGACGCCAUUGGGCUACGCUCAGUAUUUCAUCCCGGAUCUGAAGGACAAUGACAAGUCUCAUCCUCCGCGUUUUGAAUUAGAAUACACGACAUUGCCUGCCUCAGUUCUCUUACCCGAGGAAGGGCAGAAUCUGACAGAGUUCCGGUAUCCGAUCCCAUUGAGAAACCUGCCGAAUUCUUUGCGUGAGGGAAAGAUGAAGAAGAAAUAUUUUCCAUAUGAGAUGAAGGAUCUCACGAUAGGCUCUUGGUUGGACCUGGCACGUCGUUUAGGAGAUGUGAAGGAGAAGAAACUACGGGGAAAAUUCAGGCAGUACAUGUACCUUGGAGGAACAUAAUGAUAUCUUGUCUUCCAUAAUUUUAAAUAAUCUGAUUAAGCCAUGAU